GGUAGGGUCCGUUUAUACUCGACUCUAACCCAGACGCGUAUUUAUAUUGGGUUUGGGUCCGGAUCCAAUGAAACAGCCCCUGUUCUAACCUGCUCCUGUCUAAUUGAAAGUUGGUCCUGAUUUUUUUUUAAAAAUACUAAAAAUAUUUUAGUGUCCGGUAUUAUUCUAAGCGCUAAAAAGAAAACAAAAAAAUUAGGAUCUAGCUUCAUCACUAAAUAAUUAAAACAAAAAUGGCAGUAAAGUUAGGUUCUUCUUGGAAAUCCUUUUCAAAUGGUAUCAAUAUCGAUUCUGAUUUAUAUCCAGAUUGGUUAAACAGUGAGAUUAAAACAGGAACAACAAUUAUGGCUGUUGAAUUUGAUGGAGGUGUUGUAGUUGGUGCUGAUUCGAGAACAACAUCAGGAUCAUAUGUUGCUAAUCGUGUUACUGACAAGCUUACACCUGUAACAGAUAAUAUUUUUUGUUGUCGGUCUGGUUCAGCUGCAGAUACACAAGCCAUAGCUGAUCAAGUUAGAUAUGAACUAGAUAUGCAUAUGGCUGAGAGUGGGCGCCAAGCUCUUGUGAAAACAGCAGCUAACUUAUUUCGAAAUGUUUGUUAUGAACGUAGAGACAGUGCUUCAGCUGGAAUUAUUGUAGCUGGUUGGGAUGAACGAGAAGGUGGUCAGGUUUAUUCAGUUCCUAUUGGUGGAAUGUGUUUAAGGCAGCCUUUUAGUAUAGGAGGUUCUGGAAGUACAUACAUUUAUGGACAUUGUGAUUCCACUUUUGUAAAGGGAAUGUCUAAAGAUGAAUGUAUAAAAUUUGUUACAAAUGCUGUUGCUUUGGCAAUCUUUCGUGAUGGUUCUUCUGGUGGUUGCAUUCGAUUAGCUAUUAUUAAUAAAGAUGGCGUAGAACGUAAAGUUAUUUUAGGCAAUGAAAUUCCAACAUUUUGGCAAGGCUAAUGUUUUUGUUUAGCUAGCUUAUUCAUCAAAGUUAUUGUUUUACUAUAGAAAUGGAUUACAUGUUAUAAUAUUGAAAAAAUAUGAAACACUGUUUAUUAGUUAUAACUGAAAUAAAUUCUUUCUUUAAUUGCA
This is a messenger RNA of Hydra vulgaris (swiftwater hydra), 1067 nucleotides long. RefSeq names its product proteasome subunit beta type-6. Gene Ontology annotation, cellular component: proteasome core complex. NCBI's taxonomy places the organism in Eukaryota, Metazoa, Cnidaria, Hydrozoa, Anthoathecata, Hydridae. The record is from RefSeq and is a predicted model, not a curated record. Gene Ontology annotation, molecular function: threonine-type endopeptidase activity.